AUGGAGUUAUCAGCAGCACAGCUUUACGAAGCUGUUGUUUCCAAAAUCAAAAACCAGUACCGUCUCCCAGCGAGACAUCUGCAGUCCAUCAAAGCCAAGGUUGAAGAGAUAGCCAAAGAUACAACUCAUUUCUCGUCUUUAGAAGUGGAGUGCCUCAUUCGCCAGUUCUACAUUCUGCUCGGACAACAACCACCGAAGACCAAAGCGAUUCAAGGCAUGGACAAGCAGCAGUUCUUUGUGGUUUUGAAGAUUCUCUUUGGAGUGGACUCCAAGCACAUGAUCGACUACAUUUUCUCCACGCUCGACCUCAACAGAGACGGAUACAUCGGCGAUAACGAGUGGGUGCAGACCUUGGGCGUCUUCCUACGUGGGAACUUGGAAGAGAAAAUCAAGUACACUUUCGAUGUGUACGAUUUGAACGGCGAUAAGUCAAUUUCGAAAGAGGAAAUGCUUUACAUGAUGAAAGGAGGAAACACGGCCAAAUCCAAAUACGAUUGGGAGAUGGAAGACCUCUUGGACAUCACCUUCAAAGCCGUAGACCGCGAUCACGACGGCUUUCUGUGCUAUCCAGACUUUCAACAAUCCGUUAUAAUAAAUGACAUGUACUUGCAAGCUUUCGGAAAGUGCAUGCCGGAUGAGUUUGAUGUAGUAGCUUUUGAACAUCACCUGCAGGAGCUUAAAGUGGUGGUGAAAGCCAGAGGGAAGGGAGAGUACAAUAUUCCCAGGAAGGGCUGCCUGCUGAACUGCACCACUCACCUGCAAUUGACGACAACCUUUGAGAAACUCUCUGGGUUUUUGCCUUGUGCAAUGCUGCAAUGGUCCCACACUGCUCCACCAACUAUCCAACCACAAACAUUAAACGGUGAACGAGUGAAGAGGUUGUUUGGACCUGGAUUUAGCACGUCUAAAUGUUAA
Knipowitschia caucasica is the source of this 915-nucleotide messenger RNA. Lineage: Eukaryota; Metazoa; Chordata; Actinopteri; Gobiiformes; Gobiidae. The record is from the annotation of a GenBank genome assembly.